CAUGUUCACAGACCAUGUUGUCGCAUUAUUGGUUGAAUACAUAUUUAAUUUGAGUUACAUACAGAAAUCCCAACAGUCGCUAUAUUAAUUGAAUUAAAAAGUUUAUAAAUUUAAAUGUUCUUUAUUGGCAAAAGUGUUUUCUUUUUUUAAAAAAUCAAUUUUUCGUUUGUUUAUAUUAUGGUGGAAUUAAAAGAAGGCGUGCUGUUGGGAUUAGGAAAUCCCUUAUUGGAUAUAUCCGCAACUGUUUCCGAUAAUUGUCUAACCAAGUAUGACAUGAAAUCAGAUGAUGCAAUAUUAGCUGACGAACGGCAUUUAACAUUAAACGAUGAAUUAAUAAAUGAGUACAAUGCUGAAUUUAUCGCUGGCGGUAGUGUACAAAAUGCAUUACGUGUUGCACAAUGGAUUCUACAAAAACCAAAUAUAGCAACGUUUUUUGGAUGUGUUGGCAACGAUAAAUAUUCGAAAAUCUUAGAGGAGCGAGCACGCACAGAUGGUGUUAAUGUACAAUAUCAGUAUACGGAUAAAGAACCAACUGGAACGUGUGCUGUAUUAAUUACUGGUCCACAUCGUUCAUUGUGUGCGAAUCUAGCGGCAGCCAAUUGUUUUACCAUUGAUCAUAUGCGUAAACCAGAAAACCAAGCUUAUUUGGAACAAGCACAUUUUUUUUAUGUUUCGGGAUUUUUUCUAACUGUUAGUCCACAAGCAAUGCUAGAAGUAGCCAAACAUGCCUUAAAAAAUAAUCGAAUGUUUUUAAUGAAUCUCAGUGCUCCAUUCAUUUCACAGUUUUAUAAGGAACCAUUAAUGGAGGCGUUCCCAUAUGUUGACAUUCUUUUUGGAAAUGAAACGGAAGCCGAAACUUUUGCAAAAGAACAAAAUUUGGGUGUAGAAGACCGUAAAGAAAUCGCAUUAAAAAUAUGUGAACUUCCAAAAUUAAACAAGAACCGUCCACGUGUUGCAAUUAUAACCCAAGGUGCAUCGCCUGUAAUUUUAGCUAAAGAUGGUGUUGUCAAAGAAUUUCCAGUUGCAGAAUUAUCCAAGGAGAAAAUUGUUGACACCAACGGAGCUGGCGAUGCCUUUGUUGGUGGCUUUUUAGCUCAAUUAAUUUUAGGUCAUGACAUUGAAACAUGUAUAAAAUGUGGAAUAUGGACAGCAACACAAAUAAUUCAAAGAUCUGGUUGUACAUACGAUGGCAUUGCGGAUUUUAAGGCAUAACAUGAACAUUACCUGUUCAUGUUCGAUGUUAUGACGUAACGUUGUUAUUAUUUAAUUGUUAUCUAUCAGUAAUAAAUAAAUUGUACAUAUUAAAGUAAAACAAGAGAUGCAUUCAACAAUACGUAAAUAGUAAAGAAGCUGGCUUCUUUAUCAAGCGCUUGCUACAUCGACAUCGACAUUAAAAUUUAUUUUGUACAUUC
This is a messenger RNA of Chrysoperla carnea, 1412 nucleotides long. RefSeq names its product adenosine kinase 2 (gene Adk2). Gene Ontology annotation, biological process: purine ribonucleoside salvage. The coding region runs from base 178 to 1212 and encodes 344 amino acids. Gene Ontology annotation, molecular function: adenosine kinase activity. Lineage: Eukaryota; Metazoa; Arthropoda; Insecta; Neuroptera; Chrysopidae. The record is from RefSeq and is a predicted model, not a curated record. Gene Ontology annotation, cellular component: nucleus; cytosol. The transcript has 5 exons.